Molecule: messenger RNA, 6023 nt
Organism: Sarcophilus harrisii (Tasmanian devil)
Lineage: Eukaryota; Metazoa; Chordata; Mammalia; Dasyuromorphia; Dasyuridae
Gene: PCSK9
Product: proprotein convertase subtilisin/kexin type 9
Exons: 12
Coding region: 789-2846 (685 amino acids)
Biological process (GO): proteolysis
Molecular function (GO): serine-type endopeptidase activity
Source: RefSeq, a predicted model, not a curated record
GACGCGCCCCUCCCUGCCGAGGGAGUGGGAGGGGUACCACCCUUCUAGCCGCUCUCCCCCUUCCCCCCUUCUCUUCCCGGUGCGGCAAUGUGACCCGACAGGGGGAAAAGAGACAGGGACCUCCCCUAAUGCACGGGGACCCCCCCUCCCCCGCCCCGUUAAUGUUUAAUCCGAAAAGAUCGUCCGAUGGGAUCUGGGUGGCGUGAUCUCCCGCUCCCUGGGCGUCACACAUCCACGCCCCGCAGGAUUUAGGGAAAGCCAGCAGCGCGGGCCAGGCGGACUGGAGCGCAAGCCGGGAGCGCGGCCGUCUCGCCCCGGGAUCCGGAGGGUCCCAGCCCGGCCCCUGCCCGUCCGCAGCAGCGCCCUCGGCUCCCCGGCCCGGGCCCCUCCGCACCCGCACCCUCGGGGCUGGCGUGGGGGAGGGGCGGGGCGGGAAAGGAGGGAGGUUCCUAGUGGAAGGGCCCCCUCCCCCCCCCCCCCCCCGCGCGUUCUGCGCUCGGCUGCGGCGAGACCUCUCCUGCAGCCAUCCUAGCUCCCCGGGCCCCUCCUCGCUGGCGAGGGCCACUCCGAACUCGCGCCCGGGCCCAGCCCCGCAGCUCCGGCCCCGCAGCGCCAGCCCCGGCUUCGGAGCCUCGGACCCAGGGUCGGGGCUGAGCCGCGUGCGCCCCUGGGCUCCGAGCCGCAGCCUUCGCCUCCCCGAGGCGCAGUCGGGCCGGAGCGCCCCCCCCCUUCCCGGGGCGCUCCCCUCCCGAGCUCCCCGCCCGCGGCCCCCAGACGCCGCUAGCAGCAUGGGCGCCCCGGCUCGGCGCGGCCCCCGGCUCCUGCUGCCGCUGGGGCUGCUGCUGCUCCUGGGGCCCGGCCCGGCCUGCGCGCAGGAGGACGACGAAGGGGACUACGAUCUCCUAGCGCUCGCCUUCCCCUCCGAGGAGGACAAUCAGACCGACUUCGGCAAGCAGGUGGCGUCGGCAGCCUUCUACCGCAGCAACAAGCACGCCUGGCGGCAUCCGGGCCACUACCUGGUGGUGCUGAAGGAGGAGACGCACAAGUCGCAGACGGAGCGCACGGUCCGCCGCCUCCAGGCCCGGGCCGCCAAGCACGGCUACCUCACCAAGGUCCUGCACGUCUUCCACGACCUCCUUCCCGGCUUCCUGGUGAAGAUGAGCAGCGACGUGCUGGAUAUGGCACUAAGGUUACCUCACGUCGACUACAUUGAAGAAGACGCCUUUGUCUUUGCGCAGAGCGUUCCCUGGAACCUGGACAGGAUUGUCCUGGCACCUCAUGGAGCAGAGGAAUACAGCCCGCCCAAUAAAGGCGACCAGGUGGAAGUAUACCUGCUGGACACCAGCAUCCAGAGUGGACAUCGGGAGAUUGAGGGGAAGGUCACCAUCACUGACUUUGAGAAUGUCCCAGAGGAGGAUGGCACCCGCUUCCACAGACAGGCCAGUAAAUGUGACAGUCACGGGACCCACAUGGCCGGAGUGGUGAGUGGCAGGGAUGCUGGAGUUGCCAAAGGGGCCAGUGUCCGGAGCCUCCGAGUCCUGAACUGUCAAGGGAAGGGAACCGUCAGUGGGACGCUCAUUGGCCUGGAGUUCAUCCGCACGACCCAGAAAGCCCAGCCUUACAGCCCCCUGGUAGUGCUGCUGCCCUUCGCCGGGGGCCACAGCCCCACACUGAAUGCCGCCUGCCGGCUCAUGGUGCGCACCGGGGUGGCGAUGAUCGCGGCCGCCGGCAACUACAGAGAUGACGCUUGCUUAUACUCGCCGGCUUCCGAACCCGAGGUCAUCACCGUGGGCGCCACAAAUUCCCAUGAUCAGCCAGUCACCAUGGGAACCGGAGGGACCAACUUUGGCCGCUGCGUAGACCUUUUUGCCCCUGGGGAAGACAUCAUCGGUGCCUCCAGCGACUGUAGCACCUGUUUUACCUCUCAAAGUGGAACAUCUCAGGCUGCCGCCCAUGUGGCAGGCAUCGCCGCCAUGCUCCUCAAUGCCGAGCCUAGCCUGACCAUGUCAGAGCUGAGGCAGAGACUCAUACAUUUCUCCAUCAAGAAUGUGAUCAACGAGGCUUGGUUUCCUGAAGACCAGAGGCUGCUGACCCCCAAUUUGGUGGCCGGGCUGCCGUCCAGCCUUGGAGCAGAAGAGCAGCUGUUCUGCCGGACAGUGUGGUCCCCCAACUCGGGCCCGACCCGGAAGGCCAUUGCGGUGGCCCGCUGCGGCCUGGGCGAGGAGAUGCUGAGUUGCUCCAGUUUCUCUAAGAGCGGGAAGAGGAGAGGAGAGCGGAUGGAGGUGCACGAGGGCAGGAAGGAAUGCCUGGCCUACAACGCAUUUGGGGGACAGGGCGUCUACGCCAUCGCCAGGUGCUGCCUGCUGCCCAGAGCCCAGUGUCACGUCCGGGCCUCGCACCAAGGAGAGGAUGGCGGGGAGGUCCGUGCCCGCUGUGAUGAGGAGAGUCACGUGGUUACAGGCUGCGCCUCCCACUCCCAUCGGGAGGAUCUUGAGGACCAGGUGAAGCCCGUCAUGAAGAGCAAGCAGGGCCACAGCCAUUGUGUGAGCCGAGGCCAGUCCAGCCUCCAUGCCUCCUGCUGCCAUGCCCCAGGACUGGAGUGCCGGGUGAAGGAGCAUGCCCCCGAGGGCCUCACGGAGAAGGUGACAGUGGCUUGUGAAGAAGGCUGGACGCUGACCGGAUGCAACGCCUACUCCCCCGGCCCGAGCACCCUGGGCGCCUACCCCGUGGACAACACCUGCCUGGUCAAGAGCCAUGCCGGCAGCAGAGGGGGCCGCCAAGCAGCCGCCAUGGCCAUCUGCUGUAGGAACCGACAGCUGCCCAGAGACCAGCAGACUUCCCCGUGAUGCUUCCCGGCAGGAUUUGUGGUGGGGGGAGGGAAGAAGGACCUUCCGUGUUGGCCCUCAGUCGUAGGAUAUCACCAAGAUUCUUGGGGCAUCCACGUUUCCCACUUCUCAAUUUCCACCCAAUUCCCUCACGCUUCUCCCAUAGGUGCCUCAGUGCUGGCCACUGCUCAGCCGGGCUUGGACUGUCUGAAAAGGCUCUCUCUUCCCUCCUCAGAGGAGGGGGAUCCACCCCUGCCUCUCCCUGUGAUGAGGACCUGGAUUUUGGGGAUUUGAGGCUAUGGGGAAGCCCCCUGGCACUUGUCCCCUAUCCCCUCCUCCUUCUCUUUCCCUCAUUAGCAACUAGUUUCUAUGCUUGCACAUGGCCCUCCUCUUCAAAUGGAAAUCUCUCCAAGGUGGUAGGGACUCCUCAAACCCCUCCUACAGACCAGCUUCAGGAGCUGACCAUGGACCUUUUCCGCCCAGUCAGGACACAAGUUAAAAGGAAAGUGCUAGAUCAUAAAGGGGGCGAACAAAAGGGAGACAGCAAAAACUCACCUCACCAAGGAAUCAAAGCGUGUCAGAACUGGGAGGGAACCUAGAACAGGGAAUGUUAGAACUGGGAGGGAGCCUAGAACAGGGAAUGUCAAAAUUGGGAAGGAAACAAACCGGGAAUGUCAGAGCUGGGAGAAUCUAAGAACAGGGAAUGCCAGAGUUGGGUGAGAACUUAGAAUUGGGAAUAUCAAAGUUGGGAAGGAACCAAGAACAGUGAAUGCUAGGGCUUGGAGGGAGCUGAGCUGGGAAUACCAAAAUCAGCGUGGGGGUUGGGGGCUUAGAAUGAGGAAUGCCAGAACAUAAAGUGCCCGUGAAUGCCCUCUUUUGGCCUAUAAAACCGGGGAAGGGGGUUCUCUGCGGGAGUCAGAGUUCCAUUCCUAUAUGACACCCCUUUGGGAGCAGGAGAUCCCAGGGCAGUAUGGGAGGGAAGCAGCCUGGCCUCUCAGAGGCUGCUCCCUUUCCCUCCUGGCUUGGCACCAGCUCUCUGGAUCCCUGUGUGGUGGUCCCAGCUGGGUGGCUUCUCCUAGACCCUCGGGUGCUUCUCGGACAUCCUGCCAAAGGUGUAUUUACCAGCCAGCCAGCGGAACAAAUAUCUCCUCACUUUUUCGUUCCCAGUUGACUCCCAGACCGGGGCCAAAUCCAGAUUUUUAGGCCCUGCCCAACUGUCUGUAGAGAUGAACUGUAGAGAUGGAAGGGAAUCCAAGCACUUAUUAUUAUUAUUAUUAUUAUUGUUUUUAGCUGUUGCUGUCUUUUGUUUGGCCCUAAGGACCUUUGGUUUUAGGGGCUUCCCCAUUUUCCCACCACAUCUUCUUUGUGCACGGCAGUGAACCAGAGUGAACAGAACACAGACAAUCGGGAGCCAGGGCCUGGGUCCAAACUUCACUCUGCCCCCUACAACCUGGGCACCUUUCAGUAAAUCCCUUGCUGUCCCUAAGGCCCAGCUUCUGUUAAAAGACUGUGUUGGGCCAGAUGUAGGUGGCCCUUCCCCCUUUUCGAUUUACCAUCUUUCAACAUGGAUGGAUUUCAAAGGGUCUGUGGACUGGGGGGGGGGGAGAGAAAUCAAUCAUUUUCACUAACAUUUGGUUUCCUUUGUUAUCCUGUGUAUUUUUAUACAUUUAAAAACGUUAUUCUGGAAAGUUAGGCAAAAAGCAUUUGUUGAGGGCCUACUAUGUGUUAUACUAUACACAGUAAGGCAAAAAGUAAUCCCCACACUCAGGGAGCUCCCAGACAAGUGGGGGGGGGGGACAGCACGUCAUUAGCUGUGUACGAACAAGCUAUCAACUGAUUAGAUCAGAAGUGAUCAGCAGAGGGAAGAGACCAGAAGAAGCUUCUUGCAGAAGUCGAGCCUUCCCCUGAAGGCUCAUUUGAAGGCACUAAAGAAUCUGGGAAGGAUUCGGAGGGGGAGUUUCCAGCAUGGUGGACAGCCAGUGACAGAGCUAGGGAUCUCUUUGGAGAAGCGACAAGGGGCAAGCCAGGGUCUUUGAAUCAGGGUUAUGUAGAGAACAAGUAAGGGAGAAGUUUGAAAAGGGAAGGAGGGGCCAGGUCAAAAGGCCUUUAAAAGUCAGAGGGUUUUGUGUCUGAGCGUGGAGGUGAAUGGGAGCCCCUGGAAUUUAAACAGAAGGCUUUGAAUGGAGAAUGGACUGGAGUUGGGGGGAGAGGAGGCAGGCAGGUACCAAGAGCUAUUAGACAGUCUAAGUGCGAGGUGAUGAGAUGCACCAGGGGGUGGGAGAUGGGCUCCGCCACCCAGUGAGAUCCAGGACAUGAGUAACGGAGCCUUUCUAAUGAAACUUCUCUAAGGGAGGCCAGCCUUUCCUCUCUUGGGCAACGAGGAGAGUCAGACAUGACUGAAUAACAAAACAAGAUGGCUCAGACAGAACAGUCCCCGGGGGGAGUUGAGGGCACAUCUCACUGUUUCACUUAGUUUUCUGAAUCAUCCCUCUUGAAGGCAGAAAUGAGGAAGGUGCAGGGACUUGGGUCUGGUCUUGGACCUCAUAAUGACAAGCUUGGCCAAGUUUCUCUUACCCCUCCUCCUCCAAGAGAGUCCUCCCCCUGCAGCAGCUUCCAGCACCCUGGACAGCGUCAGUCCUGUGGCCAUACUCCACCCCAAUUUAACUGCUCUAUCCACAAGAGGCCUGUGUCUGCGUGGUCCACACAGUGAAGGACUCAUCCUGUCAUCUUGCUUUCUCUAAAAACUAGAACCUAACAGAGAGCAGGUUUGUGACUUGGCUAUGACUGGUUUGGGAAGGUUGAAAAUGACACUUCUUUUUGGUAAAAAGAACAGCUCUUCCUAAAUCUGACAGUGGUAGACUCCCAAUUCCCCCAAUUCCUUCCUUACCCACACUACCUUUGUUCCAAAGAACCCCAGGCUCUCACCCUAUCACAGCAAGUCAUACUGGAGGCUGCCAUUGCUGAUUCCCAAAGUAUGACCCUGAUCCUCGGUUCCCUCUCUCUCUAAUGGGUAUUUCCAGAAACAGCUCUCCUAGGGCUUUUCGGGGAGAGUUUUUUUUUUUUUUUUUAACAUAAAGAUUAAACUUUUCUAGAUUUAGCAUUUGACUUUUGUAUUUUGAAAGUAUUUAUUCUGGAUUUUGUAGUCUGUUUUAUUAUAGAGUGACUUUAAAAAAAAAUAAAAACUUUUAAUGACAAAUA